This is a messenger RNA of Mangifera indica (mango), 1225 nucleotides long. RefSeq lists its product as uncharacterized. The record is from RefSeq and is a predicted model, not a curated record. The transcript is spliced from 4 exons. NCBI's taxonomy places the organism in Eukaryota, Viridiplantae, Streptophyta, Magnoliopsida, Sapindales, Anacardiaceae. The coding region runs from base 195 to 932 and encodes 245 amino acids.
UGGGAUAUGAAUUUCUUUUGAAAUGCGAAGGUCAUUACAAGAAAAUUGCUCAAGAUAAAUUUAUAGUUGGUGGAUUUAACUCAGAUCAUGUAUUCCUCGGGAAUAUAGAGAAAUGUGGGGUCCGAUUAUUGUUCACUCAAGACUUCAAGGAACCAAUAAAAAGAUCCAGAUGUUUCAUCUUUGAUGAAAAGGAAAUGGAAGAGCAAGAGAAAGAGGAAGCACACUUUAAGAGAUUGAAGUCUUCAAAUCUUUUUAAAGGCGGAUCUAGCUCAAGGGAGAAUUUUGAGUUGGGCACAAGUAUGAUGAUGAGUAAAGCAAUAGAGCAAGUUGUGACCAAUAACAGUGUAAAUUGUCCUAAUAAUAAUGGAGGUGGUGUUUGUGCUGGUGGUGUUGCUGAAGGGAGUUUUUUGCAGCAAAGUCAUGCUGGUCGUGAUGGUGUUUACGGAAGAGGGAAUAGGAGAACAGGCAAUAUGAAAGAGAUGGAAAAUAUAGUGUCAGCCAGUCCAAUUAAAGUCAGAGGACCUGGUGCAGUGGGUGGAACAGGUAUGAUAGGGAAAGUUGGAAAUGCUUUUGGGCAAGACAUUGGUGAUGUCUUCCCUCUGAUGUAUCCUCAGCCAUUUGCGUUUGAUCCGAGGAUUGGUGCGCCUACAAGGUGGAUGGGCAAUUAUAGGGGCUCUCUUGGUGCUUUAACGCCUCCAUUUUCUAGGAUUUUAUCCAGAUGUACUAUAAUUGCUGAAGAGGAAGCACGCACUACUGAGACAUUGAAAUCUUCAAAUUUUUGUGAAGGAGAAUCCAGCUCAAGACCCCCAAUCAUCAAGACUUAUCGAAGAAGGGGCAGGAAGGGAAUUUUCAGUCCGGUGGCUGAGAUAAAGAUAACAAAUCUUGGAGAUAAGCAUCGUAAAGAUAAACAGGGUGAAACACUUACAAGAUAACUCAAAGGAGGCACAAGAUAAAGAUAACUAAAGGGAGGCAGAUGACACACAUCCACAACAAAGCUAUGAGACUGAUCCAACAGGCUGCUCGGCUAUAAAAGGAGGGCAAAGCAGUGAAGAAGGAUCAUAGAGGAAAAUUACAAUCAAUUAGGUUGAGUUUGGGGGCUUAUGCCUAGGGACCUUAGGAUGUUGUAGAUUGCAGCUCCAAGGUAUUGGUUCAGUUAUUUUCUCAACAAAGCAGUGUAUUCUGGAUUUCUAUUUCAAUCAAUAAAUUAGUCAGUCUUUAGUCAUUC